AUGCCUCUCCCAACAGAAUACCGCGCCUAUAGACGCACCCAUGGCGACCUCCCACGCACCAUCGAGCUCUCGAAGGAGACGCUCCCCACCGAGCUGGCGGCCCAUGAAGUCCUGAUCAAAAUCCUCGCCGUCUCGCUCAACUACCGCGACGUCGCCAUGCUCGACGGCAAAUACCCCGUCGAAGUCCAGGACCGCGGGAUCCCGGCCUCCGACUGCGCUGCUGAGGUCGUCGCCGUCGGUUCUGGUGUGAAGGAUUUCAGACAGGGCGAUUACGUGACGCCUAUCUUCAACUUGACUGAGCUCACCGGUCUCGAGGACGAGAGAAUGCAGGCGCUUGGGGGGGAUGUGCCGGGGGUGCUGAGGGAGUAUGCGGUUUUUGGGAGGGAAGUGCUUGUGAAGUUGCCGAAGGCUUUGUCGGCGGAGGAGGCGUCUACGUUGACCUGCGCUGGAGUGACUGCGUGGACUGCCCUCAACUGGCCCGCUUCGAUGUCGACUACCCGAUACGUUCUGCUGCAAGGCACUGGCGGCGUCAGCAUGUUCGCCCUCAUCCUCUGCCACGCCGCAGGCAUCGCCCCAAUCAUCACCUCGUCCUCCGACGAGAAACUCGCACAGAUCCAAAAAAUCUGGCCCGAAGUCAAAGGCAUCAACUACAAGACGACCCCUGACCAGGAAGCUGAAGUCAAGCGUUUGACAGACGGCAAGGGCGUCGAUGUGGUGGUCAACAACACCGGCGUAGGGUCUGUGAUCACCGAUCUCAAGUCACUGCGAGCGAGAGGAGGGGUGGUUUCGAUCGUGGGAUUUUUGGCGGGGAUGAGUGGGCAGUGGGCGCAUAGUGAGCUGAUGACUGUGAUGUCGAAGAAGGCACAGAUUAAGGGCAUCGGUGUCGGGUCGAAGAUCGACUACGCAUGUCUGAAUGCUUUCAUCGAAGAGCACAACGUACGCUUCAAGCCAUUGCUCGAUCGCACAUUUUCUUUCGAGGAGGCGCCGCAGGCCUUCGACUAUCUAUACUCGGGGAAGCAUGUGGGAAAGGUUAUUAUCAAGCUGUGA
Molecule: messenger RNA, 1047 nt
Organism: Saxophila tyrrhenica
Lineage: Eukaryota; Fungi; Ascomycota; Dothideomycetes; Mycosphaerellales; Extremaceae
Exons: 3
Coding region: 1-1047 (348 amino acids)
Molecular function (GO): oxidoreductase activity
Source: RefSeq, a predicted model, not a curated record